ACGGAAGCGGUGCUGUCCAACGACGACGACCUCUUCUACACCCCCGAAAGCGCCGAGUACCUCUUUCGGUUCGUGAUCAUUGGCGUGGUGCGCAUUUGUCAGAUCUGGCAGAGGCACCGCCGGUCGAUCGUUGGCGACUCCCCUCGUUUCAGCGGUGAUGGCACCUACGAGUUCGAUGGUCACCCGUGUCUCAACGUCGUGCUCACCAACUCGGCGUUCGUGCCCACUGCCCUGAUGCGCCAGUACUCGGAGCCCACGGCAGGUCCAGUCGCCCAGCUCAGGGCGCACGUAGAUGAGCACACCAACUGCGAGGACAUUGGCAUCAACUUUGUCGCGGCCGCCUCCACAGAGCCUGAGAUGGUGAUGGAUCCGCCGGUGUCUGUCAGCAUGCCAGGCGGAUGGGCCAACGAGCGGCUGAUGGCCACUCUCAUCAAUCACCAUUCACAGCCGGCCCACUACACCAAAAGGGCUAACUGUGGGAAGGCGUUUAUGGGCUUCUUUGGCAGGCUAGGGCUGCCCAACAUCAGACACACCUACACCCUCCAGCAGCAUCUUGACCACAAGCUGUAA
Molecule: messenger RNA, 570 nt
Organism: Acanthamoeba castellanii str. Neff
Lineage: Eukaryota; Discosea; Longamoebia; Acanthamoebidae
Exons: 3
Cellular component (GO): membrane
Molecular function (GO): glycosyltransferase activity
Source: RefSeq, a predicted model, not a curated record